CUUCACACAGGCAGGCAGGCAGGCCAUCCCCUGGCUGCCACAGCUGCUGUGCCGGUUGGGCCUGCCCUUAGAAAAGAGACAACCCAAAACUGCCCCCUCAACACACAGACACACUGAAAAGGAAGCAGGCAAGUAGAGUCUGUCUUUCUGUUUCUAUCUCUCUAUCAUAUAACAACUACAGGACCAUCACUUUAACCUUCUGGAAUAUUCCUUCAUAUUUAAGUAGAGAGGACCAGAGAAGAACUGUCUCACAAAAUAAACAAACUUGGACACAAUAAUCAUUAGCCCGACUUCUGCCGGCCCAGCAGUACCUCCAUCUCCCCAGAGACUCCUCUUCCUCUCACACAGACAGACAGACAGACCCAUCCAGCCAGGUAAUCUGUGUCUUCUCCUCACCUGGUUUAGUGCCGGCCUAGUUAGGUGUCCAGUAUCUAGUUAGGUGUCCCUUAUCUAGUUAGGUGUCCAGUAUCUAGUUAGGUGUCCAGUAUCUAGUUAGGUGUCCAGUAUCUAGUUAGGUGUCCAGUAUCUAGUUAGGUGUCCAGUAUCUAGUUAGGUGUCCAGUAUCUAGUUAGGUGUCCAGUAUCUAGUUAGGUGUCCAGUAUCUAGUUAGGUGUCUAGUAUCUCUUGGUCCAGCCCUGCUACCCAGUGCUCCAGUCUCUGCAGCCUAUACCCAGGCCCCUCCAGACCAGGCUUUCUCAGGUCCAGGUAUCCUUGCCAGGCCUACCGCCUAACCACCUCCAGAUAAGCCUUCGUGGCCUCCAUUCCUCUAGCCAGGUAGGCCCGCCAACCCCAGUACUCCAGUCUUGCUGCUCCACCCAGGCUCUUCCAGUCCAGGUCCAGCUAUCGCUGUCCGGCCCGGCCAUGGUUCUGUGUGAGGACAGGGAGUGUGGGGUGUGUUAUCAGCCCUACUCCCGUCAGGAUCGGAUCCCCCGCGUGCUCCACUGUAGACACACCUUCUGUGCCACCUGCUUAGAGACCAUGUCCCAGCCCAAGAGUGACAUGGUCACCGUGUGCUGCCCGCUGUGCCGCCAGACCACCUGUGUAGGGCGCGGCCUCAGCCUUCAGGAGGCGCUGUGGGUCAACUCACGCCUCUGGGAAUACAUACCUGAGAGCAAAGAAGAGGAGGAGGAGGUGAAGGAAGAAGAGGAGGAGGAGGAGGGGAAGGAAGAAGAGGAGGAGGAGAGAGUGGAGGCUAACAGACAGACACAGGCCUCCUCACAGGCAGAAUGCCCUACGUCGAAGCGCUCUAGAAAAAUGCUGAAAUUUCCGGCCUUCCUCAGGAAAUUCAGUCUGACAAAACCACAGCAUCAAGAGAGUCUUGUGCCUGGUUGUGGCAACGUGGAGAUGAAAUCCUGGCGCAGGCUUCCAACUGCUGACACUUUUUAGGUCUCUCACGCGCUAGACGCAGGGAUGUACGUGUACUGUAUAAACAAUGGAGUGUUUACAGUUCCUCUCUGAUAUAAUAAUCUGCAUCUUUUGAACAAUGACGUGUAGAUUACCAGUUGACACCCACAGUCAACGGGCAACACUGUUAAAGAACAGCUCAGAGACAGUUGGGUCUGUAUCCAAUAUGGCACCCUAGUCCAUACAGGCUCUGGUUAAAAGUAAUGCACUAUAUAGGGAAUAGGGCUCUGGUUAAAAGUAGUGCACUAUAUAGGGAAUAGGGCUCUGGUCUAAAGUAGUGCGCUAUAUAGGGAAUAGGGCCCUGGUCUAAAGUAGUGCACUAUAUAGGGAAUAGGGUGGCGUUUGGGACGUACGUUGUGCGUACCAUGUGUGUAUUGACUCUGACAAGAUAGCCUUCAUUGUUGAGAAGCAGUGAAACCGCCCCCAGUGGUCCUGUCUUCUUCCCCAUUGGUUAUUUUAGCCUUAAUUCCCCACAGCUGGUGCAGUGGGAUUUGGUUCAGCUGUCUCUAGGACAGACGUCCCAGUGGAAGCCAGGGUACCCCCUCCAACCACUCCCUCCUGCUGCCCCCCCCCUCCUCUUAACAGAUGGCCUCCCGAGGAUGACCCCCCCUCCACCCUCCUCCUUCCCCAGUGUCUGCAAACAGAGCGUUUAAUUUAUUAUCAGCUAUUGCAUUCACGUCAAUUUUAAAAAAAUAUAUUAUCUUUCAUAAUAAAAAAAUCCAUUUGAAAAUAUGAAA
Messenger RNA from Oncorhynchus tshawytscha (Chinook salmon), 2141 nucleotides. RefSeq lists its product as uncharacterized. Gene Ontology annotation, biological process: protein ubiquitination. The record is from RefSeq and is a predicted model, not a curated record. Bases 862 to 1386 code for a protein of 174 amino acids. NCBI's taxonomy places the organism in Eukaryota, Metazoa, Chordata, Actinopteri, Salmoniformes, Salmonidae. Gene Ontology annotation, molecular function: ubiquitin protein ligase activity. The transcript has 4 exons.